AUGGGUGAAGCCAAUAAUGGUUCCAUGCUCAAUGGAAUCGGGAAAGCCAUCUCGCAGAUUGAAAAAACUGUAUCCGCUUCAUUGCGACCCCUACCUACCGAAACAGGGGACGGGACUUAUGUCCCCACGUCAACGGACACAGGACUUGUUCAAGACCUGAGUCAUGUCGACCUCGACGAUGUCAAAACCAUCGUGGAGCUUACCAAAAAUGCCGCGACAGGGGGGCCCGUUGAUGACAAGCAGUACGUUAUGGAGCGAUUGGUCCAGCUCGCUUCGGGCCUCCCUUCUACCUCGAGAAGCAGCAAAGCUUUGACGAACACCUUUCUCAAUCAAUUGUGGAAUGACCUGGAACACCCACCUCUCUCGUAUCUUGGGCACGAGUCUUUGUACCGGAAGGCAGAUGGGUCAGGCAAUAAUGCUUUGUGGCCUCACCUUGGAGCUGCGGGCUCUCACUAUGCUAGGUCUGUAAGGCCGACUACUGUUCAGUCUCCUGCACUCCCAGACCCCGAGACCCUUUUCGACAGUCUCCUGGCACGGAAAGACUUCAAGGAACACCCCAACAAGAUAUCCAGCGUUCUAUUCUACAUUGCUUCAAUUAUCAUCCACGACUUGUUCCAAACGGACCGAGCCGAUAGCACGGUCUCCGCCGCUUCAUCCUAUCUCGAUCUUGCACCGCUGUAUGGCAAUAACCAAGACGAACAGAAUCUUGUUAGGACGUUCAAGGAUGGAAAGCUCAAACCCGACUGUUUCUCUACUAAGAGGGUCCUGGGAUUCCCCCCUGGUGUUGGCGUCCUUUUGAUUAUGUUCAAUCGAUUUCACAACUAUGUGGUCGAGCAGUUGGCAUCGAUCAACGAAGGUGGCCGGUUUACCAAGCCAGAUCAGUCUAAGGAGAAAGAGUGUGCGAAAUACGACAAUGAUCUCUUCCAAACCGGCCGGCUGGUCACCUGUGGUCUAUAUGUCAAUAUCAUCCUCAAGGACUAUGUCCGAACGAUCCUGAACGUCAACCGGACGGACAGUACUUGGAGUCUCGACCCCCGGGCGGAAAUGAAAGACAGCCUACUUGGCGAGGCCGCGGCACAGGCCACGGGAAAUCAAGUCUCUGCCGAAUUCAAUCUCGUGUAUCGCUGGCAUGCUUGUGUCUCCCAACGCGAUGAGAAAUGGACGGAAGGUGCCUUCAAAGAGCUCCUUCACGGGAAAGACCUUACGACCGUCACUCAAGAAGAAUUCAUCCGAGCUCUUGGUCGAUGGGAGGCGAAGUUGCCCGAACAACCCGAGGAUCGCCCACUUGCCAACCUGCAACGCGGACCGGAUGGAUCGUUCGAUGACGAUGAUUUGGUCAAGAUUUUCGAGGAAAGCGUUGAAGACUGCGCGGGUGCCUUCGGUGCUUCUCACGUCCCAACGAUCUUUAGAAGUAUCGAAGCCCUUGGUAUCAAGCAAGCGCGAUCUUGGAACCUGGCUACGCUGAACGAGUUUCGAAAAUACUUUAACCUGGCCCCCCACAAGACGUUCGAGGAUAUCAACCCCGAUCCCUAUAUCGCGGAUCAGCUCAAGCGGCUGUACGACCAUCCGGACCUCGUGGAGAUCUACCCGGGAAUCAUCGUAGAGGACACAAAAGAGCCCAUGACUCCCGGAAGUGGCCUGUGUACCAACUUUACGGUAUCCAGAGCCGUUCUCUCUGAUGCGGUCGCAUUGGUUCGGGGUGAUCGGUUUUACACGGUCGACUUUACGCCGAAACAUCUGACGAACUGGGCAUACAAGGAGAUUCAAGCCUCGGACACUGUCGACCAAGGCCAUGUCUUCUCCAAGCUCGUACUGCGGGCAUUCCCAAACCAUUUCCAGGGGAAUUCGAUCUAUGCUCACUUCCCACUCGUCAUUCCAUCGGAGAACCAAAAGAUCCACACAAACAUUGGCUCUGCUGAGAAGUACAGCUGGGCUAAGCCUGCUUUCACCCCUCCCCCGAAAAUGUUGACAUCUCAUUCUGCCUGUAUGUCGGUGCUAGCGGACCCUGAGACAUUCAAUGUUACAUGGGGCAAAAAGAUUGAGUUCUUGAUGCACAACAGCAACAAGCCGUACGGUAGAGACUUCAUGCUAUCUGGUGAUAGGAAGCCUAAUGCCGAGUCGCGGAAAAUGAUGCACAACGCCUUGUAUGCCAAGGACUGGAAGCUCGAGGUCAAGAAGUUCUACGAGGAGAUCACGCUACAACUUCUGGAGAAGAACUCUUACCAGAUCGCCGGGGUCAACCAGGUGGACGUAGUCCGAGAUAUUGCGAACCUUGCGCAAGUCCACUUCUGCGCUUCUGUUUUCUCCCUUCCCUUGAAAACCGAAGCAAACCCACGGGGUAUCUUCACCGAGUCAGAGCUGUACAAGCUCAUGGCCGUUGUCUUUACCUCAAUCUUUUACGAUGCUGAUAUGGCGAAAUCUUUCGAACUCAACCAAGGCGCGCGCGAGGUGACACAGCAGCUCGGUCAGCUUACCAUGGCCAAUGUCGAACUGGUCAGCAAGACGGGGUUUAUCGCGAAUAUCGUGCAUAAUCUUCAUCGGCAUGACGUGCUCAGCGAGUAUGGCACACACAUGAUCCAACGCCUGCUUGAUUCGGGCAAGCCUGCGAACGAAAUUGUGUGGACUCACAUUCUACCCACCGCUGGUGGAAUGGUAGCCAACCAAGCACAGCUCUUCUCCCAAUGUCUUGACUACUACCUGUCCCCAGAGGGAGCCGAGCAUCUCCCUGAGAUUAACCGUCUGGCUAAGGCAAACAACGCCGCAGCAGACAAUCUGUUGACCCGAUACUUCAUGGAGGGUGCACGGUUGCGAUCAUCCGUUGCUUUGCCCCGCGUGGUGACAAAGCCCACGGGUGUCGAGGACGGCGGCAAGAACGUGGAACUCGAGGCAGGAGAGCACAUUCUAUGUAAUUUGGUCACUGCAAGCAUGGAUCCCGUUAGCUUCCCAGAACCCGAAAAAGUCAAACUGGACCGUGACAUGAAUCUGUACGCCCAUUUUGGCUUCGGACCACACCAGUGUUUGGGCCUGGGCAUGUGUCAAAUGGCAUUGACCACGAUGCUGAAAGUUAUCGGCCGGCUGGACAACCUGCGUCGGGCUCCCGGACCCCACGGGCAACUGAAGAGGCUCUCCGGGCCCGGGGGCAUUGCAAAGUAUAUGUCUGCCGAUCAGAGUGGCUUUUCUCCCUUCCCGACGACGAUGAAGAUCCAAUGGGAUGGCGACCUGGCGGAUCUGAAGGCUAGCCUGGGUAUUGUGCAGUGA
Messenger RNA from Aspergillus candidus, 3258 nucleotides. RefSeq names its product peroxidase/cytochrome P450 family protein. The transcript has 7 exons. Lineage: Eukaryota; Fungi; Ascomycota; Eurotiomycetes; Eurotiales; Aspergillaceae. Gene Ontology annotation, molecular function: heme binding; monooxygenase activity; peroxidase activity. The coding region runs from base 1 to 3258 and encodes 1085 amino acids. The record is from RefSeq and is a predicted model, not a curated record. Gene Ontology annotation, biological process: response to oxidative stress.